Molecule: messenger RNA, 691 nt
Organism: Suillus fuscotomentosus
Lineage: Eukaryota; Fungi; Basidiomycota; Agaricomycetes; Boletales; Suillaceae
Exons: 2
Coding region: 93-512 (139 amino acids)
Source: RefSeq, a predicted model, not a curated record
CAUAAAUGGGCAGACAGCAAGGAGAUCAAUUAGCUUCAAAUCUACCCCGUUGUGUACAUACAUAGCGAUAUUACCAGUCAACCCAACACAAGAUGUUGACACAUAUCGUAGCUCUUUUAUCCUUGACGAUCCUCGUCAUAGCCGGCGACUCGCAAUGCGACACUGGAACGAUUAUGUGCUGUGACCUGAAACCCACGUCAUCCGAGGCAACAGAAUAUUUCGCACAUGGGGGAAUCGUCCAGCGUCGGGCAAAUAACGAAUGCUCGGGGGUUAGCGUUGUGGGCACCUCCCAAGGCUGCAGUGCGAAUCAGGAACCCUUGUGUUGCGAAGAAGUCAAUACUGUGAGUACAUCUGUCUUGUCGAAGUAUACCCGACUUGACCAUUAUUCCAGAACGGUCUGGUCAAUCUCAGUUGUUCACCCAUCAAUGUCAAUGCGUGACAACCGAAGAACUUGUAUAUCAGAGUUCGGGCGAAGGAUGGACCCCCGCAGUUGCAUUAAUAAAUACAAUUGAAGUAUCGAUUUUGCAGCAUAGAUAGAUUGGGGCUUAGCCAUAGAAUUAUUGGAUGUCAUACAGACCCUGAGCUCAAUUGCUCACCAAGCAACGCGUGAAGAUAAACAAACACCUCGACGAAGCAACGAAUCUAUCGUGGCACCGAUCCAAUGUGGAUGUUGAGCGCAAAAAUCGGUCCU